ACGUUUCCUUUCCUGCCUUUCGACUUUCUAUUAAUUGACAACUUAAGUUUACAUUUUUUUGUAACUAUAAUUUCCAUGUGAAUAAAAAGUUUAUGAAGUUGUUAUAACAUGAACGACGAAAUGAAGAACAAUGUUAAAGAAACUAGAGAAUUAUAUUCCAUGAUACAUCAAGAAUAUGUUAUUAUGGCAGAAUAUCGUAUGUUGCAAACGGAGAAUCUACAAGGAAUAUAUGUAAUUCCUUCGUAUGAGAAUUCAUUCGUGUGGUUUGGAGUUAUUUUUGUGAGAGCUGGAUUUUAUGAAGGAGGAGUUUUUAGGUUUACAUUAACAUUGCCAGAAAAGUUCCCUGAUGAAGAAGUUCCUAUUUUGACGUUUACAUCAAACUUAUAUCACCCAGCAGUUGAUGCUCAUACUGGUGUUCUGAAUCUGAAUGAAGUUUUUCCACAAUGGGACCGAAAACAGAAUCACAUAUGGCAAAUUCUAAAAUAUGUGUAUUCUAUAUUUCAUAACUUAAAUGUUAAGGCUCCAGCAAAUGUAGAAGCCUCUGUUGCUUACAAAAGCAAUAAGAAAAUGUUUUUGGAGAAAGUAAGAGAAUGUGUUGUUUUAAGUAUAGAUCAUGUUUACGAUGAUCCACCUACAGAAGAUAAGCAUUACAUAACAUUUAAGCCGUAUGACCCAGAUGUUCAUGAUACUGUCAAAAAUAUAAUGAUGAAAACCCCUGUAUCAAAUGAAGGUAUGAACCAAGGAAUUUCUUGGGUGCAACCAGGGUCAUUUCAAGCCUUUUCUAAAGAAGAAACAUAGCUUACAUAUAUAUUUAUUCUUAUCAUUACAUAUUUACAAAGGUUAAUAUACAAACAAAAGUUCAUUUAAAUACGCCAUAAUUAACAUCCUGUGAUAAUAUUCGUAUUGUUCUAUUAAUUGAACCACCUAAUAAAUUAUUGUGUUUAUCAA
Molecule: messenger RNA, 948 nt
Organism: Spodoptera frugiperda (fall armyworm)
Lineage: Eukaryota; Metazoa; Arthropoda; Insecta; Lepidoptera; Noctuidae
Gene: peo
Product: protein crossbronx homolog
Exons: 5
Coding region: 109-798 (229 amino acids)
Source: RefSeq, a predicted model, not a curated record